This is a messenger RNA of Musca vetustissima, 865 nucleotides long. RefSeq names its product pickpocket protein 28-like. Gene Ontology annotation, molecular function: ligand-gated sodium channel activity. The record is from RefSeq and is a predicted model, not a curated record. NCBI's taxonomy places the organism in Eukaryota, Metazoa, Arthropoda, Insecta, Diptera, Muscidae. The annotation marks the transcript as partial. Gene Ontology annotation, biological process: sodium ion transmembrane transport. The transcript is spliced from 6 exons. Gene Ontology annotation, cellular component: membrane.
AUGGCCUAUCCAACUCAACGAAGAAAACUAAAACGGAGAAAACAAUUGGAAAUCUAUUGUCUGGGAAAUUUAAAGAAAUAUCUGCAAGAGACCACCCUACAUGGCCUCAAGUAUUUGGCCGACAGCUCUCUGACAAAUUGGGAAAAAUUAUUUUUCUUUAGUGCCUUUGUGUUGUGCUUCAUUGCGGUGGUGCAUCUGACCGUCAACAUCUAUGCCAAAUGGGAUAGUACCCCAGUAAUGAUUGGCAUAAGUCCACAGCCGACAUCGAUAGAGAAGCUACCACUACCCGCCUUGGUUUUGUGUAACAUGAAUCAGGUCAUGUAUUCGAAGGUGGUUAAUUACACCAAAGGUUCCAAGGAAGAUGCUCUCCUCCAGUAUUUAUGUUAUUCGGAAAUUGCCUAUGAUAGUAAAAAGGCUAAUUUGAAGGAAUUUAAAAAUAAUGAUUUGGAGCUGGCGAAAUUUAUUAUUGCCCAUUCGCAACCCUGCUCUCGUAUGAUGAUUGCCUGUAUAAUCGGUUCCGUGGCCUACAAUUGCAGUGAGCUGUUUCGUGAAGUUGUAACCGAUGAGGGUCUCUGCUGUGCCUUCAACACAUUGCAUCCCAAUUUUUUAUAUAAAGCAAAUUUACCCCCUAAAUACUAUCCACGGCCAACAUUGGGUACCGGCAUCGCCAUGGGCGUUUCUGUCAUCCUAAAUGCCGAAGUUGAUGAAUACUACUGCUCGACAAGUAAUAGUGCCGGAUUCAAAGUAAAUCUUGGCACUCCCAUUAAUAGACCCCUGGUCGGUGAAACAGGUGUUAUUGUACCAUUGGGCGCCACAACCAGUUUUCGUAUCGAUGCCCAAAUUAGCCAAUCCUCACCGGCGAUAC